AUGAUUCGAAAAGAAGCAUAUGUACACCCAUGUGUGAUGGAUGAGUUAAAGAGGAUUAUUGUAGAUUCUGAAAUAAUGCAUGAAGAUGACCGCUUAUGGCCUCAACCAGAUCGUGUUGGUAGACAGGAGCUAGAAAUUGUAAUUGGUGAUGAGCAUAUUUCAUUUACCACUUCAAAAACUGGAUCUUUGGUUGAUGUCAACCAGUCCAGAGAUCCAGAAGGUUUACGCUGUUUCUACUACUUGGUGCAAGAUUUAAAAUGCCUUGUAUUUUCUCUAAUUGGUUUACAUUUCAAGAUUAAACCGAUA
This is a messenger RNA of Brenthis ino (lesser marbled fritillary), 306 nucleotides long. The record is from the annotation of a GenBank genome assembly. NCBI's taxonomy places the organism in Eukaryota, Metazoa, Arthropoda, Insecta, Lepidoptera, Nymphalidae.